Molecule: messenger RNA, 2231 nt
Organism: Patella vulgata (common limpet)
Lineage: Eukaryota; Metazoa; Mollusca; Gastropoda; Patellidae
Product: guanosine-3',5'-bis(diphosphate) 3'-pyrophosphohydrolase MESH1
Exons: 4
Coding region: 88-651 (187 amino acids)
Molecular function (GO): guanosine-3',5'-bis(diphosphate) 3'-diphosphatase activity
Source: RefSeq, a predicted model, not a curated record
CGUACCCUAAAUUUUUGGACACGUGACUUGAUCAUUAUCGCAUGACGAAGUUGUAAGAACUGAUAUAUUAAUAAUUGUCUGGAUAUAAUGAAUUGUAAAGAACUGAUAAAAUGCAUGAAUUUUUCUGCGAUUAAACACAGAUUUCAAAGAAGAAAAGACCCGGAUAAAACUCCCUACAUAAAUCACCCAAUAGGGGUGGCAUAUAUCUUAUCAGAAGAAGCUGGAAUAACAGAUUUAAAUAUAUUGCAAGCAGCUCUUUUACAUGAUACUAUAGAAGAUACAGAUACAACAUUAGAUGAACUUAAAAAAGAAUUUGGAGAGGAAGUUGCAGCAAUUGUAGCAGAAGUUUCUGAUGAUAAAACAUUGCCAAAACAAGAACGUAAAAGACUACAGAUAUUACAUGCUUCAAAGGCCAGCCCUAGUGCAAAGUUGGUCAAACUGGCCGAUAAACUUUAUAAUUUGAGAGAUUUAAAUCAUGCAACACCGGAAGGAUGGAGUGAAGAAAGGGUUCAGGAAUAUUUUAUAUGGGCAGCUAAAGUGGUUAAUCAGAUACGUGGAAUAAACAGUGCUCUUGAAUCCUCCCUAGAUGUUAUUUUUAAAGAAAGACAUGUAGAUUUAAUUAGAGUUGAAGGUGAUAAUCACAUAUCAUGAAUAAUGAUAUUUAGAUAGACCACAUUGCUCAUGAUCUGCCUAUCCUUUGUCAGGAUUAAAACUCCUCAAAAGUUUUUACAUAAAUUUAGAACAAAAUGUUUAAACACUGAAACACAUAAAUUUCAAUUGGUUUGACCUUUACGGUUAUUUCUGUUAUAUUUAAAUUACUCCAAGUUUACAUAUAAUAAUUAUGGUUCACCAGAAAAGCUUGAUCCUCUGCAUAUUGUGGGGCAUAUAUAGAGGACAGUUUUACUGACAAACGUAUUGAACAAGUACCGACAUAAAAGAGAUCGUAAACUGUGUCUUGUAUCGGGUUAAAGUUUUACAACAAAAAGAGAAGGUAGAUGUACAAUUUACAAACCUGAACAAAUAUAUUCUACUAGGCAUUUUCCUUAUGUCAAAGGGAUAUUUAUCAAAAUUGCCGUAGUUAAAUAUUAAAGAGGGAGAUUACUGGAUUUAGCAAUCUUAAAAAAUACUGAUCCAAGGAAUAAUCUCUGUACAUUUGAAAUAUCUGUCAUGAGCUUUAUCCCAUUGAUUGUUCCCCCAAAUUGUGAAAGGAUUAAAUUGGGUGUAUAAAUAAAACCCAAAACAUUGUUAGUCACUUUAGAAUUUUUAUUUGAAAAUGCUGAACAUACAUGUAAAAACAAACUGUCCAUCCACUGCGUACUCUUACAAAACUACAUGAUAAAGAUAACACAAUGGCUACAACGUAAUAGGCUAAUGUUUAUAUAUACAUGUGAUUUUCAUCUAAAUUUAAGGAUAAUUUUAUAAAUCAACAUGAUCAAAUUAUACAUAAUAUACAAAUGAAAUAGUUGUUUUUCUAUAUAGAUAAAAUCUUAUGUACAAAAAUAUUUAGCAAGGAUUUAUAUAUAUAUUUCCUUGCUAAAUAUUUUUAUACACAAGAUUAUAUACAUAUUAAAUUAUUUCCUUGCUAAAUAUUUUUAUAUAUAGUAAAUUAUUUCCUUGCUAAAUAUUUUUGUACUUUAUCAUGUGUUAAUAUUUUUAAAAAUUGUUAUGUAUCAUUGAUAAUUGUUAUUUUACUUUGAUAUGAUGGCAGAAUUAAUAUUCUAAUGAAAAAAGGCUAAAUACUGUAGGCUAAUUUAUGAAUAAAUUAUUUUUGUUUUACAUGAGAUUGAACCCUGGUUUAUACAAAGGAAAAAAAGAGUAAAAAAUGAUGUUUACUUUAACUUUUAUGAAAGUAAUAAAACAACUACUGUUUACCAUAAUAAUAUAAGAUAAAACUAUAAUUGGGGUGUGCAGUAAUGUGUUAUAGAAAUUAAAAACUAUAAUUGGGAUGUGCAGUAAAUUAAAUUAUACAUUAAUCAAUAUUUAUAUAGGCCAAAGAUAAAGCAACAAUGCUAAAUAACAUUCAUUGAUCUGUGUGCAUAAAAGCUGAAGUUACAUAAAUAUAUCAUAUGUGACUCUAAGGUGUCUGUAUAAACAAAUAGUAUUUAUGAACAGAAUACAGUUCAGUAACAAAAAAUUAAUACACAUUCUGAUGAUAUUGUAUAUAGUUGACCCAAACAAAAAUAAAUGUUUAGAUGUCUUCCUGGAGCAAUAAAGAUACCAUUUCAGGUUUA